UUUUUUAAAACGUUUAUUUUAUCAGGGAGUAGACCAAGGUCUCUUUUACAGAUGAGCCCUUAACUACAUAAAAUAGAGACAUCAAAGUAUAAAUAUAAAUGCCAGCAGAAAGAAAACACGAUAAUAAAAAACAAACACAUCGAUCAGUAAUAAGGUCCUCAAUCAGCUUUCUGAAUUGCUAGAGGCACCAGAACAUCAAAUGUGAUAACUUUUUAAAAAGAUUGUUCCACAAAUAAGGUGCAAGACCAAAGGAAUUUCAAGAGUUGGCUAUCCCUGAUACCAGAUGUGGUAACUCGUAUGUCUAAAGUUUAGUAAUGAUGUUAGGUACCGUGGAACUGGUACAGGGAUCUAUAUAUGAAAACAGAAAUGUACCAACCUACGUGACAUCAGAGGCCAACCAACUUUCUGUUAGAAAAUGCAGUGAUGAGUCCUACAAUUACCGCCUUUAUAAAUAUUGUAAACAUAUUUAGCAUUGCUAUUAAAAUGUAAUUGAUCAUUAUGAAAAUGGAUGACGUCCGAGUUUCCGAUUAGUAAUUCCAAAUUGGAUGAUCGUUCAAAAAAAAUGAUCCCAGUCCGAGCUCAUUUUCCCCCCACCGAGUUGUCAUGAACGCACCAUUAUGGCGUACAUAAAUGGCUCUGCUUUUGAGGAAUUAAACGUUCCAUUUUGACACAAAUUGAUGUCAUAGAAACAAACUUCAUACGUAAUUGCCCACGUUGAUGAUUAAAUAUUGAAUGUUAGUAACAUUGACCCCAUGUGUAUCUUUGAUAUUCAACUAUGAACGGAGUUCAACAUGGUGUCGAUAAUGGUGUAAUAAUUUAGGUCUGACUAGCCAUGGAUGACUCACUGGUGCUGAAGAAACGGGGAUAUACACUGGGCAUCAGUUUAGGCGAGGGGUCAUACGCCAAAGUAAAAUCCGCGUAUUCUGAGCGUCUGAAGACCAAUGUUGCUAUCAAAAUUAUUAACAGAAGAAAGGCGCCGGCGGAUUUUUUGGAUAAGUUCUUACCCCGGGAACUGGAGAUCCUUGCAUCCCUAAAUCACCGAAACAUCGUCAAGACCUUCGAGAUAUUCGAGACUUCAGAAGGGAAGGUGUACAUGAUUAUGGAGCUUGGUGUGCAAGGGGACCUACUAGAGUUCAUCAAAUUCAGGGGUGCUUUGCCCGAGGAUUUCACCAGAAAACUGUUCAAACAACUGUCACUUGCAAUACAAUUUGCACACGACCUAGAUGUUGUUCACAGGGACCUGAAAUGUGAAAACCUGCUAUUGGACAAAGACUUCAACCUCAAAGUGUCGGAUUUUGGAUUUGCCAGGAGGAUCAAUUAUGAUGAUGCUGGACAAAUGAUUCUCAGCAAAACAUUCUGUGGCUCUGCAGCCUAUGCAGCACCAGAGGUAUUACAGGGGCUCCCAUACAAUGCCAAAGUGUAUGACGUUUGGAGUAUGGGGGUCGUUCUAUUCAUCAUGCUCUGUGGGUCUAUGCCAUAUGAUGACUCCAAUAUUAAGAAGAUGCUGAAGAUUCAGAAAGAGCAUCGCGUUGACUUCCCACGCAGCAAAACUGUCCCUACGGAGUGCAAAGACCUGAUGUAUCGCAUGCUUAAUCCAGAUGUAGCCCAGAGGAUAGAGAUCGAUGAUAUCCUUGAACAUGUAUGGGUGCAGUCAAAAUCCAAAUCACAUGAUGGUUCUAAGAGACGAGAAGAUGGACCUUCAUCUGAAGCUGCUUGCUCCAAAAAAGAAAGGAAGGGUGAAAGUAGUAAGCAUCCUCAUGGCAAUGAGAACAAGAAAGGGGAAAAAGUGGAGGUUGAGGCAGAAUUGGGCCCUAAACUUUCUGUGGAGGGCAAAAAGGCAGCUGAACCAUCUAAGCACACCAAGAAAGAAUCAUCCCCAGAUGCAAGGAAUGACAUCCCUGCUGAUUCAUGUUGAAGUGCUGGAUUUUUUCCCACCAAAUUAGUUACAAAUAAAUGAAGCAUACAUCUUUGUUAAGAUUAACCAUAUAGACUUAGUUACAUUUCUUCAGAUGUUGAGUCUGCUAUGAUAAAAGGUGAGUGUCAACAUUUCAGGUUUACAAACAAAUCACUCGAAGGCAUUUUUUAGGUUGAAAACUGAAAUAUUAUAUUGCAGUAAGAGGCAUACAAAAGAGGCUUACAUGAACAUUAUAUUUACAAAAAUCAAUGAAGCCUCAUCGUAACAUUCACUAAAAUUCUAAUCAUUUUAGUCUAUGUACAAUUAUGGGAUCUCUCUGGAACCCACAGAUUUCAGUAAUCCAGUCUUGGAAGGUUUCAAACACAGUACAUGCUAUGCCUUUCUUUCCAACACCCUAAGAACAGUAAUGACCUGAGCUUUGCAACUAUCCUUGAAUUCAGAGUUUACAUUUCGACUCUUUGUCCUUUGUGCACAGACUGUUCCAGUCAUAAAAGUCCAUAAAAUCCAGAGGGAGGGCAUGGGUUGGGGUAGAGAGAAACACCCCAUGGCCAGUAAUUUGCUUGAGUUCACUUCCUCAAGAUAACUGUUCUUUCUCGAUUUUGCUUUACCACGGUCAGAAGAAGUCAGAGGCUUUCCUCCUCUUGGGGAGCUGCAGUAGGUCGUCUGUGAUGGACGCUGGGUCCUGGGAGGCGGGGGUCCUGGCUUUGCUUGGUGUCGGAGUGCCUGAGGGAGUGACUGGACCACCCAGGGGGGUUUUGGACCCUGCUCCUCUGUGUGUGGGAGAUGGUGUGUAGCUUGCCCUUAGAGCUUUAUCUGUGUAUUUGCUGGA
Oncorhynchus kisutch (coho salmon) is the source of this 2744-nucleotide messenger RNA. RefSeq names its product testis-specific serine/threonine-protein kinase 1-like. The transcript has a single exon. Gene Ontology annotation, molecular function: ATP binding; tau-protein kinase activity. The record is from RefSeq and is a predicted model, not a curated record. Gene Ontology annotation, biological process: intracellular signal transduction; protein phosphorylation; microtubule cytoskeleton organization. NCBI's taxonomy places the organism in Eukaryota, Metazoa, Chordata, Actinopteri, Salmoniformes, Salmonidae. Gene Ontology annotation, cellular component: cytoplasm. The coding region runs from base 833 to 1915 and encodes 360 amino acids.